AUGAGAAGUUCAAUGGAACUUAUUCAAGAGGAAGAUGCUCAUGCUACUGGUACUACUGCAGAAGCAGUGGUUGCUGCAGACGCAUGGUAUCACUUAGACUUCCUUUGCAAAAACUAUAUCCUCAAUGGAUUUGACAAUGCUUUGUACAAUGUAUACUGUCCAAUCAAAACUGCCAAGGCCCUAUGUGAAUCACUUGACAAGAAAUACAAGACUGAAGAUGUUGGCAUGAAAAAAUUCAUGAAUUAUCUCAAGCAUAAGCACAAAGAAAUAGGACUUGAAGAUCUUAUCGUGAGGCUAAGGAUUGAGGAAGACAAUCAUGGUUCUGAAAAGAAAACCGGUGGUAACUCCAUGGUGGCUGAAGCACAUGUAGUGGAGGAUGCGCCAAAUAACAAGAAAAAGAGGAAACAUUCAGGGAAAGGUUCUCACCAAAGGAACUCAAAGAAGAACAAAGGGUUCAAGGGAAAAUGCUUUAACUGCAACAAGCAUGGUCAUAGAGCUGCGAACUAUCAAAGCAAAGGAAAAACUACAGAAGUUCAUAUGACCGACGAGGAGAAAUUGUCCAAUGAGAUAUCUGACAUUAACCACUUGGUCUUAAUCUCUGAAGUGAACCUAGUAAGCAAUACCAAAGAAUGGUGGGUGGACAUUGGAGCUACACGCCACAUCUGCUCUGAUAGGAAGAUGUUUACUACCUAUCAACUACUGAACCAAGGGAAGCAAUUGUUCAUGGGAAACUCAUCAGCUUCCAAGGUUGAAAGACAAGGAAAUGUGGUUAUGAAGAUGACUUAUGGCAGGGAACUCACCCUAAACCAAGUGCUUCAUGUGCCUGACAUUCGGAAGUAUUUGGUUUCUAGAGCAUUGUUAAGCAAGAAUGGUUUUAGAUUGAUCACUGCAUUCUUUAAAAAAUACGGCAUCAAGCAGCAUCCGUAUACCCCGAGAUAUCCUCAAGGCAACAGCCAGGCCGAGGCAUCCAACAAAAUAAUAUUGGAUUGUCUAAAGAAGAGAUUAGAAGGCGUCAAAGAGAAAUGGGUAGAUGAACUCCUUGGAGUGCUAUGGGCUUAUCGCACCACCAAGCGGAGAUCAACUGGCGAAACCCCAUUUUCCCUCGCCUAUGAAACUGAAGCAAUCAUUCCUCCUCACGUCACUGUCCCUUCCAUAGGCAUUGAAGUGAGCAAUAUUAAGCAGAACUCCGAGCAGAUGAGGCUCAACCUUGACUUAUUUGAAGGCAAGCGCGAGAAGGCAAUUGUCUGA
Molecule: messenger RNA, 1248 nt
Organism: Prunus dulcis (almond)
Lineage: Eukaryota; Viridiplantae; Streptophyta; Magnoliopsida; Rosales; Rosaceae
Exons: 4
Coding region: 1-1248 (415 amino acids)
Biological process (GO): DNA integration
Molecular function (GO): nucleic acid binding
Source: RefSeq, a predicted model, not a curated record